AGCCUCGGCAGCGAGAUGGAGUUGGAGCACUUCGACGACCGGGACAAAGGUCAGAGGCACGGCCGCUCCAGCGCUCGGAUGAACGGGGUGGUGAGCCCGACGCACAGCGCCCACUGCAGCCUGUACCGGACCCGCACCCUGAAGACCCUCAGCGCGGAGAAGAGGGCCAUGAAGGUCCGCUUCUACCGCAACGGGGACCGCUACUUCAACGGGAUCGUGUACGCCAUCUCCGUGGACAGGUUCCGGACCUUCGACGCACUGCUGGCAGACCUGACCCGCGCGCUGUCCGACAAUGUCAACCUGCCCCAGGGGGUCCGGACCAUCUACACCCUGGAUGGCUCCAAGAAGAUCGCCUGUGUGGAUCAACUUGUGGAAGGUGACAGUUACGUCUGCAGCUCCAUCGAAGCUUUCAAAAAGUUGGAUUACACAAAGAACGUCAACCCCAACUGGUCGGUGAACGUGAAGGCGGCGGCGGCGACCUCCCGCGGCCCCCCAUCCCUGGGCAGCGCCAAGGCCAGCGGACCGGAGAACCGCGAAAACAAGGAGUUCAUCCGUCCCAAGCUGGUGACAGUGGUGCGGAGCGGAGUGAAGCCACGCAAAGCUGUGAGGAUCCUGCUGAACAAGAAAACCGCCCAUUCCUACGAGCAGGUCCUCACCGACAUCACCGACGCCAUCAAGCUGGACUCCGGAAUCGUGAAGAAGAUCUACACACUGGAGGGGAAGCUGGUGUCAUGUUUGCAGGACUUCUUCGGGGACGAAGACAUUUUUGUUGCGUGUGGACCGGAGAAGUACCGCUACCAGGAUGACCUGAUGCUGGACGAAGGCGAGUGUCGUGUGAUGAAGUCGGUGAACUACGGGAAGAUGACCGGCUCUCUGACCAGAAGCUCCCCCAGGACCGUCGUCCAAGCCCGACGCAGCAAGUCUCCUGCUUCCUUGACUUCCGUGAACGGGACGCCGGCCAGUCAGAUCUCCACUCCUCACUCGGGAAAGUCUCCCAGCCCCUCUCCGACCAGCCCGGGCAGCCUCAGCCAACGCCGGGGGUCCCAGGGUUCUUCCAGCUCUCUGUCUUCCGCCCAAGUCUCCAGCUCCGUGGAAGAUGGGGAUGGACCAGCCGAGGUUCUGGUGGAUGAGGUGCCAGCUGUGCCAUCCUACAUAUCAGACCGUUACAAGGUGGGACGCAUGCUCGGCGACGGGAACUUUGCGGUGGUCCGAGAGUGCGUGGAGCACACCACGGGACGGGAGUACGCCCUGAAGAUCAUCAACAAGAGCAAAUGCAGAGGAAAGGAGCACAUGAUCCAGAACGAGGUGGCGAUCCUCCGCAGAGUCAAACAUCCAAAUAUCGUGCUGCUGAUAGAGGAGGUGGACACGUACAACGAACUCUACCUGGUCAUGGAGCUGGUCAAGGGGGGGGAUCUGUUCGACGCCAUCACCUCUGCCAACAGAUACACGGAGCGAGACGCCAGUGGCAUGCUCUACAACCUGGCCAGUGCCAUCAAAUACCUCCACAGCCUCAACAUUGUGCACAGAGACAUCAAACCAGAGAACCUGCUGGUGUAUGAGCAUGCAGACGGCAGCAAGAGCCUGAAGCUGGGGGACUUUGGUUUGGCGACCGUGUUGGACGGACCCCUCUACACCGUCUGCGGGACCCCGACAUAUGUAGCACCCGAAAUCAUCGCAGAAACAGGUUAUGGCCUUAAGGUGGACAUCUGGGCAGCUGGAGUCAUCACCUACAUCCUACUGUGUGGUUUCCCCCCCUUUAGAGGAAGCAGUGAGGAUCAGGAAGUGCUUUUUGAUCAGAUACUAAUGGGACAGCUUGAAUUUCCUCUCCCGUACUGGGACCAUGUGUCGGAGACAGCCAAGGAGCUGAUCCGAUCCAUGCUGGAGGUGGAGGUGGACCAGAGAUGCUCUUCCCUCCAGGUGCUCGAGCACCCCUGGGUCACCGACGAAGGUCUAUGUGAGAAUGAUCGCCAGCUGUCAGUAGCAGGGAAGAUAAAGAAGCACUUCAACACCAGCCCGAAGGUCAACGACACCACUGCAGGAGUGUCAGUCAUUUCUCUGGAUGACAGCUUUUCUAUGCAGAGAUCUGGGUCGUUGGAUUUCUACCAGCACCCGGCCAUGUACUGGAUAAGGCCACCGCUCUUGAUAAGGAGGGGCAGGUUCUCAGACGAGGACGCCACCCGGAUGUGAAGCCGCCG
This is a messenger RNA of Limanda limanda (common dab), 2195 nucleotides long. RefSeq names its product serine/threonine-protein kinase DCLK1-like. The transcript has 17 exons. Gene Ontology annotation, molecular function: protein kinase activity; ATP binding. Gene Ontology annotation, biological process: protein phosphorylation; axoneme assembly; photoreceptor cell development. Gene Ontology annotation, cellular component: axoneme. The coding region runs from base 16 to 2187 and encodes 723 amino acids. The record is from RefSeq and is a predicted model, not a curated record. Lineage: Eukaryota; Metazoa; Chordata; Actinopteri; Pleuronectiformes; Pleuronectidae.